CUAAGUUUUGGGUCUAUCCCGCAUAUCGCGACUAGCCCUUCGCCGUUGCGAAAGGUGCCGGUAGUGCGCGCUUUUUUGAUCGUGAUGUGAAGUGUAUGUUGUAUAUUGACAGUAACUGAAGGUAUGCAGUCGGCAUAAGUGACAACGAUGAGUGCAGAAUGGGAUUUUCGCUGGACAAAUCAUGGCAAGUCGUUGCUAGUGCGUUUGGUGCAUUAUGCGUGUCUUCUAUUUAGCGUAUCUUAUCUGUAUGUUUCGAACAAGCUUCACGAAUCAGAUAAGGCAAAGAGACCACCGGGUAAUAGAGAUGUUGUUACAGUUGACACUGUAGCCAUUGCUACGAGACUGUUUGUCAGCAUGUGUGCGAGACAUACAAAAAGUGACCCCCAUUCGUUGAUUGCCACAUGGCCGAGCAAAGCGGCAGCACCGAAGACUAACCAGGUCACCGGACACGACACUACAGAAGCGACGGGAGCCACAGCUGAGGCUCUUCGUAUUUCCAUACCUUUAGUGGAAGCCAAGCUUUCGCGUCUGGCUCAGCGGACUUGGCGUCCUGCAAGCCAAUAUUGGAUGAGGCGGUAUACUCGAACAACAGCGGAAAGACUAUGAUGGAGAAGUUUUGCAGACGUCGAACAUAGGCUGAUCUAGCCUUUCGCCAUUGCAUAUUGACAGCCUCAGCUUGUGGGACUCAGAGUUGUGGUGGCGUGAAGAUACAGCGAAGCAAUAAGGAAAUGGCAAAGACGACGUGG
Messenger RNA from Alternaria alternata, 746 nucleotides. RefSeq lists its product as hypothetical. The transcript has a single exon. The record is from RefSeq and is a predicted model, not a curated record. Bases 148 to 606 code for a protein of 152 amino acids. NCBI's taxonomy places the organism in Eukaryota, Fungi, Ascomycota, Dothideomycetes, Pleosporales, Pleosporaceae.